GGCUGGAGUAAAAAUCAGCAAGAGGCAUCAGGCACCUUUCUGCCCGCCACGGAAAUUUCAGGAAACAAGAGAGAUUAUGCCGUGUGUCAACAGAUUUUACCCAGAUAUUUAGGAAGGCGGUUACAGCUUACACCGCCCCACCCCACCUCCAUAAAGCCCGAAAAGAUAUUCUUUUUUUUUAAAAAAAAAACACCGAUCGCUACCAAUAUAUAUAUAAGCUGUGAAGAAGUGACCAAAGCGACACUAGUCAUGGCUAGAGAGAGUGGCGGCGGCGGCACUGAUUAUACAACAGAAGAUGAUAACACUCAUUUGCUUCCUCCACCGGCCUCAUGGAGAUUAGAUAUUGAUAAGUUCCGUCUUCCUCGAGAAAGUCAUAAGCAUGGCAGUCAUGAUCGAGUCUCUUCUUUCUCCCUGGACCGUCUCCUCCCUACUUCAAGGAAGCAACGCAAGGUUUCUGAAUACUACAAGAAACAAGAAAGGCUACUUGAAGGGUAUAAUGAGAUGGAGGCCAUGACUGAACCGGGUUGUUUCCCUGGAAAUCCGACAGAGGAUGAAAUGAAGCAGCUGGCAAAGAGUGAGCGACUGGCAAUUCAUAUUUCCAAUGUAGCUAACUUGCUACUAUUUGCAGCAAAGGUUUAUGCUUCUAUGGAGAGCAAAUCUUUGGCAGUUAUUGCUUCAACUCUGGACUCCCUACUGGAUCUCUUGUCGGGAUUUAUUUUGUGGUUCACUUCCCAUGCCAUGAAAAAGCCAAACCAUUACCACCACUAUCCAAUUGGAAAGAAACGGAUGCAGCCCGUGGGCAUCAUUGUCUUUGCAUCUGUAAUGGCGACACUGGGAUUGCAAAUUCUUCUUGAGUCUGGUCGGCAGCUCGUUUUGAAGAAAGGGCCUGAAAUGGAUAAGGGGCAGGAGAAAUGGAUGAUUGCCAUAAUGGUUUCUGUCACGGUAGUGAAGUUUCUGCUAAUGCUCUAUUGUCGAAGAUUUAAGAAUGAAAUUGUCAGAGCCUAUGCUCAAGAUCAUCUUUUUGACGUCGUAACAAAUUCAGUUGGUUUGAUAACAGCCGUCCUAGCAAUCCGAUAUUACUGGUGGAUCGAUCCUACUGGAGCUAUUAUAAUAGCGUUGUAUACCAUCACCACAUGGGCCAGAACAGUUAUCGAGAAUGUAUGGUCUUUGAUUGGAAGAACUGCCCCGCCUGAGUUUCUAGCAAAGCUAACAUACCUGAUAUGGAAUCACCAUAAAGAGAUCAAGCACAUUGACACAGUUAGGGCAUACACUUUCGGUAACCAUUACUUUGCGGAGGUUGACAUAGUCUUGCCAGAAGACAUGGUUUUGAACCAAGCACAUAAUAUCGGCGAGGAUCUCCAAGAGAAGCUUGAGCAGUUACCUGAAGUUGAGCGAGCUUUUGUGCAUAUAGAUUUCGAGUUUUCCCAUAGGCCUGAACACAAGAGCAAGAUCUAAAGGGUGAUAGUACUAAUGGCUGGAGCUCAACCUUUCACUGCAAGUUCUUUGCGAAGACAACUAAUUUUCUCUUGUUCCACUGCAUAAUUGACAGUCCGUAGCUUCUUGUCUGCUUUAAUUUACCUAAUAUUCCGCUCUAAUACUGUUAAUCAAUGCUAUUAGUUUUGGUCAUGUUUUCUUGAUUAA
Populus nigra (black poplar) is the source of this 1641-nucleotide messenger RNA. Its product is annotated as metal tolerance protein 10-like. Lineage: Eukaryota; Viridiplantae; Streptophyta; Magnoliopsida; Malpighiales; Salicaceae. Gene Ontology annotation, biological process: transmembrane transport; monoatomic cation transport. The transcript is spliced from 6 exons. Bases 250 to 1455 code for a protein of 401 amino acids. Gene Ontology annotation, cellular component: membrane. Gene Ontology annotation, molecular function: monoatomic cation transmembrane transporter activity. The record is from RefSeq and is a predicted model, not a curated record.